AUGGCAUCCAAAACAAAGUCGACCAAAACAAAAUCUUCAAAAACAUCAAAAUCAGAAGAGAAAUGGAAGGAAAAGAUGAGCUUCUUGAAUGAUAUUGACCAAGAAAGUGAUAGAUUCCAGGCCAUUCAAAUAGCUGAUGAUGCAAAUGAAGUUAAAAAGAGUGGGAAAAAGAAGGCAGACAAAAUGAAAUUGAAAAAGGCCGUCGACAACGAUGUCAAUGAUGGGGAUGAUAAACAACCACCUGCCUCAACAAAAGCCACCAAAUUAGCUCCUAAACAGGAAAAGAAAAAGAAGAAACCUGCAAAAAAUGAUGAUGAUGAUGAGGAUGAAGAUGAUGUCAAAGAUAGUACUGAUAGUGAUUGUGAUAAAAAAGAUAGAGGUUCAUCUAAACAUGAUGAUGAUGUUGGAGAUGAUGAUGGAAUGAACUACAAUUAUGAUGAAAAUGAAGGAGCCAAAGCAAUAGAUGAAGUUGAAGAAGAUGCACCAAAGUUAUCUAAAAAAGAAAUGAAGAAGAAGAAAAAGAUGGAAGCUUUCAAUAAAGAAUUAGGUGAGAUAGACCAGUUCUCGUUAAGUCAGGCCGAAAAAUCCACCACAAAAGUUGCAUUACUAGAAAACACUCUGGAUAUUAAGGUAGAGCCAUUCUCCAUAUCAGCAAAGGGUAAAGACUUAUUUGUGAACGCAUCCCUCCAAAUUACUAAUGGCAGAAAAUAUGGACUAGUUGGUCCGAAUGGCCAUGGCAAGACGACCUUAUUGAAGCAUAUAGCAUCUAGAGCAUUCAACAUACCAUCAAAUAUUGAUAUACUUCUUUGUGAACAAGAGGUACAAGCAGAUAGUACAAAAGCAAUAGAUGCAGUAUUGAAUGCAGACAAAAAGAGGCUUGCUCUACUACAGGAGUGUGACAAACUUGAAAAAGAGGCUAAGGAAUCUGAUAGAUUGAAAGAGGUAUACGAAGAGUUACACAAUAUGGGUGCCGACUCGGCUGAACCACGAGCCAGACGAAUUCUCGCUGGUCUCGGGUUCACGAAAUCCAUGAUGGACAAGUCGACGGAAGAAUUUUCAGGUGGCUGGAGGAUGAGAGUGUCUUUGGCUAGAGCCCUGUUCCUGGAGCCAACAUUGUUACUACUUGACGAGCCGACCAAUCACCUUGAUCUUAAUGCCGUCAUUUGGCUUGACAAUUACCUACAAGGCUGGAAGAAAACAUUGUUAGUAGUGUCCCACGAUCAAAGUUUCCUUGAUAACGUCUGCACGGAUAUCAUACAUCUCGAUCAACAGAAACUGUUUUACUAUAGAGGAAAUUAUGUUGCCAUAGUAGGUAACAACGGAGUUGGAAAGAGUACACUGUUGAAGUUGCUGCUAGGAGAGCUAGAGCCUAGAAUCGGAAAAUACAAUCAGCAUUCAGCUGACCAACUCAACGUUAAUGUAUCAUCCGUUGAAUACCUCGUGACGAAAUAUAACUUGGACUAUCAGGAGUCGCGAAAAAUGUUAGGCAGGUUUGGCCUACCGGGCCACACACACACCAUACCCAUCAGAGAUCUGUCUGGCGGCCAGAAAUCGCGUGUGGCAUUUGCGGAUUUGAACUGUAGCAAGCCCGAUGUACUCGUUUUGGACGAACCUACAAACAACCUUGACAUUGAGUCUAUAGAUGCCUUAGCCGAAGCUAUCAAUGAGUUCACUGGAGGUGUGGUGAUAGUUAGUCACGACGAGCGUUUGAUACGAGACACGAACUGUCAGUUGUGGGUGGUUGAGGAUCGCAACAUCGCUGAAGUCGAAGGGGACUUUGAUGAUUAUAGGAUGGAAUUGUUGAAAUCAUUGGGAGAGGAAGUCAUCAUUAAGCCAAAAUCAGAAGAGAAAUAA
Messenger RNA from Helobdella robusta, 1854 nucleotides. RefSeq lists its product as hypothetical. Bases 1 to 1854 code for a protein of 617 amino acids. The record is from RefSeq and is a predicted model, not a curated record. NCBI's taxonomy places the organism in Eukaryota, Metazoa, Annelida, Clitellata, Rhynchobdellida, Glossiphoniidae. Gene Ontology annotation, molecular function: ATP hydrolysis activity; ATP binding. The transcript has 15 exons.